Molecule: messenger RNA, 1400 nt
Organism: Homarus americanus (American lobster)
Lineage: Eukaryota; Metazoa; Arthropoda; Malacostraca; Decapoda; Nephropidae
Exons: 3
Coding region: 391-1308 (305 amino acids)
Source: RefSeq, a predicted model, not a curated record
GUUUGACCUCCAGACGAUGAGGAAGGUGUUGUGAUAAAAUUUUGAGGUGAAGAGAAACAGUUGUUAAAUAUAUCUCGACUAUUUUUGAGUACCGUACGUAAAGUGAUGGAGUGUACAUUGUCACUAUGGUUAGUGGCAUCAUAAGAGACAAUCACGAGGGAAGUGUCUGAAUUGUCAACUACCUGAGUGUGAAAUACAACAAUGGGUGGAGCUAGUUGAUGAUAAGUGUGAUAGAUAGAAUAAGAGACUAGGAUGUAAAGAAGAAAUGGAUAAUUCGAGGCCCAAGUCUUGUAACCCCGGUAUCCAGGGGUAACGUCCCCACCCACCACCGCCCUGCCCGAGCUCCCACACCUCCCCCUUCCCCACCCUCCCCACACGUCCACCUUCAAGAUGGUGACGCGGGCGGGGAAGCAGAGGGAACUUUCCUCCACCUACCAGAGUUUCGCAGACACGGGACCAACCUACUCCUAUUUAGACCUGAGCCGCGCCCGGAGUGAUGAGUCGCUGAUGUGGGCGGCGGGGGAGGAGGCAGCCGCCCUGGUGGCAGAGCUGAGAGCCUCCUUGGCCGCGCCCCUCAUGCGUCCUGAGGACGAAGAGGAGUAUAUGGAGGAAGAAGAUCUGGACAUCUCGGUGGCCCUGGGGAGGUCCACCAUGGGGAGGGCGUCUCUGGACAGAUCAUCCCUGGGGAAGUCGUCCAUCUACAGUGCUGGGGGUCGUUCCCUCUCCUUCACUGACCUCCACUCUGCCGCAACUUCAGCCGAGGACUUGCGAAUUUUCUGCUUCCACCCGUCGCGCCUCCCCUGCAGCGCCCACUGCAGCCCCUCCCCACACUCCUCCUCCUCCUCCUCCUCCUCGGCGUCUUCUACUGCCUCCUCCCGCAGCGCCGCCUCCACCUGCAGCAGCGGCGCCAACAUUAUAGGGAGUGGAGGCAUCAGACGGCCUAACAUGCGCACCUUCGGCGGCAGCUGGCGCUCACUGCUCAAGUUGGGCGGGAUGAGUGGGCGUGGUAAGCCGACGGCGGCGGUGAAGGUAUCGCCUCCUACAGUGCCGGACUCUGCUGGGGGCGUCACUCACCGUCACUCAGGCUCCUCCUUCAGCUCUGGGGUCUACAGUGCCGGCGACCAGCGCUCCUCCUACUCCUCCUCCGUUAGUGAUGACAACCCACCACCCUCCCCCCGCAGCCCCGCCAGGGGUACGUACCAUACUAUUAUACCAGGUACGUACCAUAUUACCAAUGUACCCCUCAAAAGGUACACAUGCCAUAUUACUAUUGUAUCUUUGUCACGCCAGAGGUACGUACCGUGUUAGUACCGCAUCACUAUACAGGUUUAGCCUAUAGACGAACGGUACAUGAGUGUCUCCUGCGGUACACCGUGAGUUACAUAAGAACAUAAGAAAAU